UCAUGGUAUUCCAACCAAACGCUCUACCGGUCACACCAAUCGUUCCACCCGCGCCCGCUAGAUGGCUCCACUCUUAGGCAGCGAGAGCGAAGAAAAAUCAAUAGAAAUUUUCAUUUUAGUGAAUUGCCCUGCGCUUGGUAAUAGUUAACAAACAAAUUAGCGGCAAAUCAGCGAGGCGAAGCGCCAGCGAGUUGGAGUUCCAUAAAGUGCAACACGCAGGACCAAACAUUCCGCAGCCAACACCCCGGAUUCCAAUUCCAAGCGAAGCCAACUUCAGGAGUCAGAGAUUUCUCUCUCCGCUCCGCAACAGAAAUUCCGCAACGCUAACCGAUUUUGUCCGCUGCGAGUAAAAAAAAUCGGAAAAGUCCCAAGGAACGGCCGAGAUCCAAUCGAAGUAAAGAUAGCUUUGCAGAACCAGAGCGGAGAGCAACUAUAUAUCUUAGGGUCCGACGUCGAGUUCGAGCGAUAAGAACGCCUCGAGACUCGGCCGCCAUCCAUCGACGAUUUUCUUGCGCCCCCAGUUUGCAUAAAACCAGCGAAAAUUAACAAGCUAACUACCAUGGCGCCGGUGCGGGGGGAUGGCAUGAGAGGCCUGGCCGUCUUUAUAUCGGAUAUAAGGAACUGUAAAAGCAAAGAGGCGGAAGUCAAACGCAUAAACAAGGAGUUGGCCAAUAUACGGAGCAAAUUUAAAGGAGACAAAACCCUCGACGGCUAUCAGAAAAAGAAAUAUGUCUGCAAGCUGUUAUUCAUAUUUCUUCUCGGCCAUGACAUCGACUUCGGGCACAUGGAGGCGGUCAAUUUGCUGUCCUCCAACAAAUACUCAGAGAAGCAGAUUGGCUACCUUUUCAUCUCAGUGUUGGUGAACACGAACAGCGACCUUAUUCGGCUGAUCAUUCAAUCUAUAAAGAAUGAUUUGCAGUCGCGUAAUCCUGUGCACGUUAAUCUGGCACUACAAUGCAUUGCCAACAUUGGAAGUCGGGAUAUGGCCGAGUCCUUUUCCAACGAAAUACCCAAGUUACUCGUCUCGGGCGACACCAUGGACGUGGUGAAGCAGUCGGCGGCGCUAUGCCUGCUCCGCCUGUUCCGCUCCUCGCCGGACAUCAUUCCCGGUGGUGAGUGGACUUCGCGCAUUAUCCAUUUGCUCAAUGAUCAGCACAUGGGAGUGGUCACAGCGGCCACCUCGCUGAUCGACGCCUUGGUGAAGCGCAAUCCGGACGAGUACAAGGGUUGUGUUAAUUUGGCUGUUUCACGCUUAUCCCGGAUCGUAACAGCCAGCUACACGGAUCUUCAGGAUUAUACAUAUUACUUUGUACCGGCUCCAUGGCUAUCGGUGAAACUUCUGCGAUUGCUGCAAAACUACAAUCCGGUCACCGAAGAGGCCGGCGUACGGGCUCGCUUGAAUGAAACUUUGGAGACGAUUUUGAACAAGGCGCAAGAGCCGCCAAAGAGUAAGAAGGUGCAGCACUCUAACGCAAAGAACGCCGUGCUCUUCGAGGCCAUCAACCUGAUCAUUCACAGCGACAGCGAGCCAAACCUUUUAGUGCGCGCUUGCAACCAGUUGGGACAGUUCCUCAGCAAUCGGGAAACCAACUUGCGCUAUCUGGCUCUGGAGUCCAUGUGCCACCUGGCCACUUCGGAGUUCUCGCACGAGGAGGUGAAGAAGCACCAGGAGGUGGUCAUUCUGUCAAUGAAAAUGGAGAAGGACGUAUCCGUGCGCCAAAUGGCGGUGGAUCUUUUGUAUGCCAUGUGUGAUCGUGGUAAUGCCGAGGAAAUUGUUCAGGAGAUGCUCAACUAUCUGGAGACGGCCGACUACUCUAUUCGCGAGGAAAUGGUGCUCAAGGUGGCAAUUCUUGCCGAGAAGUACGCCACGGAUUAUACCUGGUAUGUGGACGUUAUCCUCAAUCUAAUUCGCAUUGCUGGCGACUACGUGUCUGAGGAAGUAUGGUACCGCGUAAUUCAGAUUGUGAUCAAUCGCGAGGAGGUUCAAGGCUAUGCCGCAAAGACUGUUUUUGAGGCGCUACAGGCUCCUGCCUGCCACGAAAACAUGGUUAAAGUGGGCGGCUACAUCUUGGGAGAGUUUGGCAACUUAAUCGCCGGAGAUUCCCGCUCAGCCCCACUGGUACAAUUUAAGCUGCUGCACUCAAAGUACCACUUGUGCUCGCCGAUGACCCGGGCCCUUCUUCUGUCCACGUAUAUUAAAUUUAUCAACCUCUUUCCGGAAAUUCGUACCAAUAUCCAGGAUGUGUUCCGCCAGCACAGCAAUCUUCGAUCCGCAGAUGCGGAACUGCAGCAGCGAGCUAGCGAAUAUCUGCAGCUUAGCAUAGUGGCAUCGACAGACGUUUUGGCCACCGUCCUUGAGGAGAUGCCAUCGUUCCCAGAACGCGAGAGCUCAAUUUUAGCAGUGCUAAAGAAAAAGAAGCCCGGCAGGGUGCCGGAGAAUGAAAUUCGCGAGUCGAAGAGCCCGGCACCCCUGACUUCUGCAGCGCAGAACAACGCCCUUGUGAACAAUUCACAUAGCAAGCUGAAUAACAGCAACGCAAAUACGGAUCUGCUUGGAUUAAGCACUCCGCCAUCGAAUAAUAUUGGUAGUGGUAGCAAUAGCAACAGUACGCUCAUUGAUGUUUUGGGCGACAUGUACGGCAGCAAUAGUAACAACAACUCAAGUGCCGUGUACAACACCAAGAAGUUUUUGUUCAAGAACAAUGGUGUUUUGUUCGAGAACGAAAUGCUGCAGAUCGGUGUGAAGAGCGAGUUCCGCCAGAAUCUUGGACGAUUAGGCCUUUUCUACGGCAACAAGACACAGGUUCCCCUGACGAACUUUAAUCCUGUGCUGCAAUGGUCUGCCGAGGAUGCGCUUAAGCUGAACGUGCAGAUGAAGGUGGUGGAGCCGACCCUGGAGGCCGGCGCGCAGAUCCAACAACUGUUAACCGCGGAGUGCAUCGAGGAUUACGCCGAUGCGCCAACAAUCGAGAUCAGUUUCCGCUACAACGGCACCCAGCAGAAGUUCAGCAUUAAACUGCCAUUGAGCGUUAACAAAUUCUUUGAGCCUACCGAAAUGAAUGCUGAAUCAUUCUUUGCACGAUGGAAGAACCUUAGCGGUGAGCAACAACGGUCACAGAAAGUGUUCAAGGCUGCCCAGCCACUGGAUUUGCCCGGAGCCCGCAACAAGCUUAUGGGCUUUGGCAUGCAACUGCUGGACCAAGUGGAUCCCAAUCCAGACAAUAUGGUCUGCGCGGGCAUCAUUCAUACGCAAUCGCAACAGGUGGGCUGCCUGAUGCGAUUGGAGCCGAACAAGCAGGCUCAGAUGUUCCGACUGACAGUUCGGGCAAGCAAGGAGACCGUAACUCGGGAAAUCUGCGACCUGUUGACGGAUCAAUUCUAAGCCACAACAAUCAUGGACGGGGGGAUAGAGACGGAGCUGCGAAGCCAUGGAGCCACGGCAACCACUUUACAAUGCACAAUCCCAAUUACCUAGAGAAAUAUCAAAGCAUACAAGGCCCUAGAACUGUACGCGUUUAGUUAUGCCAGGCACACUCCUACACUCUUCUUAAGUACCUUUCAUCUUCUCCACCAGCGAGUUGAUUUACCCACUGUCCUGUUAAUUUGAAUAUUAUGUUUGUAAACCUACUCUUACUUUAACCAUUUUCCAAUUUCAUGUUCCCAAACUUCUUUGUAAAUGUUAAGCUCAAAAAGUUCAUAGUAGAGAAACGCAAGAACAUAAUUAGAUUAUGUUUAUAUGUAUGACAAAUUAUAUAUUGUUGCAUCAUUUUGAGGCAGUAGCAAUUGGAUAUUAUAUACCUAUAUACAGAUCUACAUACAUUCAUACAAACCACAUACAUAUACCUAGUAUAUACGUCGUUGUAAUAAAAACAGAAAUCAAUAUAAAACAAAAGAGAAAAGCUUGCAAAGGAAUUAUUAAGAUGCCUGCAAAUGACAAGUAUGCAAAUCGUUAUCUAAAUAUUUAUACAUAUAUUGAUUAUUGCAAUUGCAUCUAAAUGAAAUUCAUGUUUAAUGUUUUUGAUUGUGAAAAACCGAAGGAGAGCCGCAAGAGCAGAAAUCUCAUUAAAUAAUAGACAAAUAAUUAGAAACGGAUCCCCAAAAAACUCCUUGAUUAAUCACUGUUGAGCAACUUAAAAUUUAUAAACGAUAGGAAAUAUUUCCCUAUUGGAGGAAACGAAGCAAAACAUUCAGAAUAUUAUUAUACUUAUAGCAGAAUUUUUUGAUUGAUUCUGGGUAAUAUUACGUUUCGUUUGUGUACCAUAGAUAAACUGAGAGGGGCUACUACAUGUUGUGCCGCUUCCUGAAGAGAAAGCGAUCAUUGUAGCACCAAGUAUUAACUUAUCUGAAGCAGCAGCAGUAGCCGCCAGCCAUAAAUCUGCUAAUAACUCUCUUCAAAUGCGAGACGGCUGCCGAUGAAGAACAAAGAAUUGUAAACUAAAAUAUACACUAUAUAGAUACUGAUACUGAAAACCGAUAAUGGAAACUGACAUCAAAUACUUAUUACCAUUAAAAUCUCGAUCCUUUCGUAAAAACCAAUGUGCAUGACAGCUGGAAAUUUAGGCAUUUCCAAAGUGCAAUAGUUAAAUGUUACAAAAUUCCACACAAAUUCCAUUUAACACUCACAGACAAAAAAAAAGCAACUGCAAGAGCAUGAAAACCAAGCCACAACUACAUAUAGCAAGUGCAGGAAUUUAACUGUAAACGUAAACAAAUAUGUAUUUAAAUAAAUAUAAAUUGAAACCA
Messenger RNA from Drosophila simulans, 4743 nucleotides. It is a transcript of the gene AP-2alpha, whose product is annotated as AP-2 complex subunit alpha. Lineage: Eukaryota; Metazoa; Arthropoda; Insecta; Diptera; Drosophilidae. Gene Ontology annotation, molecular function: clathrin-cargo adaptor activity. The coding region runs from base 560 to 3382 and encodes 940 amino acids. The record is from RefSeq and is a predicted model, not a curated record. The transcript is spliced from 9 exons. Gene Ontology annotation, biological process: intracellular protein transport; clathrin-dependent endocytosis. Gene Ontology annotation, cellular component: membrane coat; AP-2 adaptor complex.